AUGCAAGCUUUGGGGCUUGUUGGUUUUUGUUUGAGCACAGGCACUGGAGCAGUUGCAAAAGGAGUUUCCGGAGGCGGAAAGUGUUGUCUCUCGGGAGGAGGCCGCAGCGCGAGUCGCUCGCCUUCGUUGUCUGCUGCAGCACAAGAAGAAUCUACGAAGACUGCGUGCGAACUGCCCCAAGGACAGAGACGAGGUGAGCUCGGUAAAGAAGAGAUCCUGAAGCAAGAAACGCGAGAAGAAAUAGAGGAUGAGGAAAAGAGGGAGGAUGACGAAAAGAGGGAAAGCUUAGACGUCUCCGAUAUACAGCCAGGAAGAGGGGAAGUUGCGAGUUCUGCCUUCGAGGAGAAACGACUCGAGCAGGCAGACGUCGAGCCGCCCUCCGGAGAAAGCGAAGAGGAGGUUUUGACGCCACGCAGUGUGGCAAACGCGGCCUUUUCAGCAGCAACGGGGGAAGAAUCGGGAGUUGCAGAAUCGGAUAUUGCGGCUGCUGCAGACUGCGGGGAGUGCCUUUCUGAAAGCACACCGCAUUCGCUUGCUGCUGCGGAGUUGGCAGCAGCCUCUGCCUCUGGAGAAGAAGCGGGGAAUGCUGGAAAAUCCUCAAGAAGCCUUUCUCCAAGGGGAGACGCGAACGCAGUCGCUGCAGAAGCGGGGGUAGUAGCAAGCAUGCAUCGAGGAGAGCAGAUGUCUCAAGGAUGUGGGGAGGAGCAUGCAGCUGCAGACUCAGGACCGCUGUCGGAGCCGUUGUUGCAGCAGAGGGCAAAGCAGAUGUUGGCAGCAGAUGAUGAAGGCGAAGCAGAAACAAGUACAGAAGAGACGGCCACAGGCAUUGUGGGGAAACUGCGGAGGCUGCACAUUCCCCAAGAUGACGCUGGUGUUUAUGGUGGUGGUGAUGGGGCCUCCGCGUCUCAGAGCGCCGAAAGCACAGGCACUGUAGACGUGGAGAGCGCUGGGGAUGCCGCUAGAGACGCUCCCACGGUAUUCGCUGCAGCUUCCAGAGUUGCGUCUACGCCAUGGCGUUUAGCGGAGUCUUAUUGUACCGGCAUCUAG
Messenger RNA from Cyclospora cayetanensis, 1047 nucleotides. RefSeq lists its product as uncharacterized. NCBI's taxonomy places the organism in Eukaryota, Apicomplexa, Conoidasida, Eucoccidiorida, Eimeriidae. The coding region runs from base 1 to 1047 and encodes 348 amino acids. The record is from RefSeq and is a predicted model, not a curated record. The transcript is spliced from 3 exons.